AUGGCAAUCGUAUCGUUAAUCUUGUUCUUCGUUUUUCUGCUGUGGCAUCCCCGUCAAUCACCGCUUCUUCGUAUGGACAUCCACCAAUUAGAGAAACGUUGUGCCUAUCUGGCGUUGGCCGAGGAGGAUGGUGGCGGGCUGGAGGCGCCAGAGGCGCAGUCCAUCCCAAAUGCGACGAUCCAAAAUAAUCUGGUCGGGAGACUUCUCACCGAUCGUCCAAUCCGAUUUGAACACAUGCAACACGUCUUAGCAUCGGUGUGGCGGCCGGUGAUGGGCAUGUACGCAUUCUCUCUGGCUGACGAUCUUUUCCUUUUCCAGUUUCCCCAUCCGAAGGAUCUUCAGAGGAUAAUCGACGAUGGGCCUUGGUCGUUCGAGAAUCACCUGUUAGUUUGUGAACAGGUGUCGACAGGGACUCGGCCGGAGGACGUUCUGCUAGAUUCCAUUCCCUUUUGGGUUCAGAUCCAUGGUUUGCCUGCAAUGUAUGCUUCACCAGAUUUCAUUACCAAGAUAGGGGAUUACAUCGAGUCGUUCAUUGCAUCUGAUCCGUUCAAUUUUAGAGGGGCUUGGAAGAGCUUUUACAAAAUCAGAGUGCGGCUGGGUGUGUCGUCUCCGCUUAAGAGACAAAUGAAAUUGACUCGGCGUGAUGGCACGAUGCAGUGGAUCACCUUCAAAUAUGAGAGACUCAACACGUUUUGCUACUGUUGUGAGCUGCUUGGGCAUUUAGAUAAAUUUUGCAAGACUGCCUACGAGGAAGGAAUUCUACCAGAGGAAUUCCCGUUCGGUGCUUGGUUACGGGCAGGCCCCAGACGACAUGUGAAGCUGGUGGGGGCGAAAUAG
This is a messenger RNA of Ipomoea nil (Japanese morning glory), 837 nucleotides long. RefSeq lists its product as uncharacterized. The record is from RefSeq and is a predicted model, not a curated record. The transcript has a single exon. NCBI's taxonomy places the organism in Eukaryota, Viridiplantae, Streptophyta, Magnoliopsida, Solanales, Convolvulaceae. The coding region runs from base 1 to 837 and encodes 278 amino acids.